CCAAUUGCCUCCAUUUCCAACAGUCUACUUUUCCCGCUCUCAUUUCCCGCUCCCCAAAACCCUAACCCGAACAACCAACCAAUGGGCCAGAAGAAAGCGCCCGCCGCCGACGACUCUCUCGAGCCUAAGAAGCGCCGCCGCGUCGGCUUCUCCAGCGUCGAUGCUGGAGUGGAGGCCAAAGAUUGCAUCAAGAUUUACCUGGUUUCUAGCAAAGAAGAGGUGGGCGCUUCAAACAGUUUUUGUUUAGAUCCAGUUGACUUGAAUAACUUUUUUGAGGAAGAUGGGAAGAUAUAUGGUUACAAAGGAUUGAAGAUUACCAUAUGGGUUAGCAGUAUAUCGUUUGAUGCAUAUGCUGAUAUUGCAUUUGAGAGCACAGCUGAUGGAGGCAAAGGGAUCACAGAUUUGAAAUCAGCUCUUGAGAAAGUUUUUGGUGAGACCCUUGUUGACAGUCAAGAAGAGUUCCUUCAAACCUUUUCAACUCAGAGAAAUUUCAUUAGAUCCAUUAUCUCAAAUGGGGAGGUGUUGCAGCACAAGGCUUCAUCUACUUCUGAUGUGGAGGUUAUUCGCAUGGUUGUGGGCAAGACAGCUGCUGGACCCCUCUACAGUCGCUUGAUUCCUCUUGUUUUUCUUCUUGUUGAUGGUGCCAGUCCAAUUGAUGUUUUGGAUCCAAGUUGGGAGUUGUAUCUCCUGGUCGAGAAGAAAACAGAUGAGCAAGGGGACAUCUACAAUAUAUUGCUCGGCUUUACAGCUCUGUAUCGUUUUUAUCAUUAUCCUGACAGUUCUCGGUUGCGACUUAGCCAGAUCCUGGUAUUGCCUCCUUACCAGCAUAAGGGUUAUGGACGGUACAUUCUAGAGGUUCUCAAUCAUGUUGCAGUAUCUGAAGACAUCUAUGACUUCACAGUAGAAGAACCAUUGGACUACUUUCAACAUGUACGCACUUGUGUUGAUGUACUACGCCUUCAGAAAUUAGAUUCUGUUCGCAAUGCAGUCAAUUUGGCUGUUUCAAAUCUGACACGAGGAAAACUGUCAAAGAAAACGAGCAUCCCUCGACUGAUGCCAACCACAGGAGUCAUUGAGGAUGUGAGGAAAAGCAUGAAAAUCAACAAGAAACAAUUUCUUCAAUGUUGGGAGGUUUUCAUCUAUCUUGGCCUCGAUCCAGUGGACAAGUACAUGGAGGAUUUUGUGAGCAUUGUUUCUAAUCGCAUGAAGGAAGAUCUCAUCGGAAAAGAAUCUGGGACCGGUGGAAAGCAAGUAAUUGAAGUUCCAAGCGAAUACAUACCAGAGAUGUCAUUUGUUAUGUUCAAGUCCAAUGCUGGUGAAGCUACUAGUACUGUUCAGGUAGAUGAAAAUCAACCAAAUCAGGAGGAGCAACUCCAGCAGCUAGUUGAUGAGAGAGUGAAUGAGAUCAAAUCAAUAGCAGAGAAAGUAUCUCAGCAUCGCACAAGCAUUGUCGAGUCAUCUUAAUUGAGUCUGAUUUUCGGUGCUCUUGCAUGUGAUACCUUAAUGCAAUCUGUAGGGUUAGAGUGGUUGGGACUUGGUAGGUUGCCGGAUACAGAGGCUUGCUAUGUAAUUGAGCUCUAUGCUUUUACUUUGUUAUUUUUGAAUACUUUAAGAACUCUAUUACUUUCAAGACUUUCAAGAAAUUCAGCAGCUAAUGCUUUUCCUUCUUUAA
This is a messenger RNA of Rosa rugosa (rugosa rose), 1672 nucleotides long. Its product is annotated as histone acetyltransferase type B catalytic subunit. Gene Ontology annotation, biological process: subtelomeric heterochromatin formation. The record is from RefSeq and is a predicted model, not a curated record. NCBI's taxonomy places the organism in Eukaryota, Viridiplantae, Streptophyta, Magnoliopsida, Rosales, Rosaceae. Gene Ontology annotation, cellular component: nucleus. Gene Ontology annotation, molecular function: histone H4 acetyltransferase activity. Bases 82 to 1464 code for a protein of 460 amino acids. The transcript is spliced from 10 exons.